Molecule: messenger RNA, 2626 nt
Organism: Medioppia subpectinata
Lineage: Eukaryota; Metazoa; Arthropoda; Arachnida; Sarcoptiformes; Oppiidae
Source: the annotation of a GenBank genome assembly
UAGUGAUGGUAACACCGGCUGAAGAGACGAGAAGUUGUAAUCCCAACGCCAACACACAGAACGCAAAUCUUACCCCGAGUUUUAUACUUAACGAUAACAUCAGUUCAACCAAUAAUAACAAUAAUAACAAUAAUUCCAACUCUAAUGACAAUAAUAACGGAAUUGUAUGUCCGAAACCCAACGCCAAUCCAAUGCUCUUCGGACGCAUGCAUUCAGAACCCGAAAGGUCUUUGCCUUUAGUGGAGUUCCAACCCUUGGAACUGCCAAACGAUCAGUCAUUUAAUCCCAAUCAUAGGUCGUGUCCUGAGAUCAGGCCUGAGAUGAAGAAUCGACAGAAGGAGUUGGAAGACGACCAGAACUGUUUGAACCGAAAUGCGAAUGCAUUGAUGUGUUCGGCAAACAAAGAGGUUGGGAGUCGUUGCGGUCUAAACGCGACGAGCGGUGCAGUGGUUGCAAACGCCGGAGUCUUUAACUUUCGAGGCGCGAGAGUGAAGCAUCAUCUCUGGCCAAGUCAUGCGCGAAACGUAAUGAGUUCACGACUGGAGCACAGUUUCCUCACGAGAACCGUUUCGCGCGAAUCGAUGAGACAAUCGACGCAUACUCUCAACACCCAAUCCGAGACUCAGCCCUUAAUGGCCACUAUAUGUCAUUCCAGUGCUAAUUAUAUUCCCUGUGGAAGCUGUGCAGUUGGGUCUUCAUAUGUGGGGCCGACUUGUUCUCCUCGUGCGUGUCCUGGACUGCGACCUAUGCUGGACAACGAGAUCGCAGAGAUCGCCGCCGACUCCAUGAGAAUCAAUGGAGCGUUGCGUACAUUCAAACAACUUCGCAAACCCAUCAACUCUUCCACCCUUUCCAUCACUAAUGCCCUAAAGAACUGUUCCAUUGGCUCUGAGAACGAACAAAACCCAAUCCUCAUGAAUGUGUCCACUGAACAGCCAUACAAUCAAAGGUCUUUCGCCUCCAAUUCCAUCGACAGCGAGAAGAAGAAGAGCUCGUCUGGAAAGUCGGGGUUUCAUAAACCAAAUGUCGGCUACAGAUUGGGCCGAAGGAAAGCUCUCUUCGAAAAGCGAAAGAGAGUCAGCGAUUAUACUCUUAUAAUGGCUUUACUCGGCAUUAUUCUCAUGAUUGUCGAAAAUGAACUAUCAUCUUCUGGCAUCUACAAUAAGGCUUCGGUUUACUCCUAUGCUGUAAAAACUCUAAUAACUGUGUCGACAGUAAUGCUUUUGGGCCUUAUUGUGGCCUAUCAUUCACUGGAAGUGCAGUUAUUUAUGAUCGAUAAUUGUGUGGAUGACUGGAGGAUAGCGAUGACAUCCCAGAGGAUAGCACUGAUUGUAUUGGAAUUAGUUAUAUGUUCAAUGCAUCCGAUUCCCGGUCAGUACAGCUUCAUGUGGACUACAAAACUGGCCAAUCGGGGCGGUAUGUCUCGAUACAGUUACGCAGAGGUGCCCAUCGAUGUGGCCCUCUCUUUACCAAUGUUUUUGCGCCUAUACCUCAUCUGUCGAGUGAUGUUAUUACACAGCAAACUAUUUACGGACGCGUCCUCUCGAAGUAUCGGCGCUUUAAAUAGGAUUAAUUUCAACACUCGCUUCGUUCUCAAGACUUUGAUGACCAUAUGUCCGGGCACUUGCCUUAUGGUAUUUCUGGUCUCUCUAUGGAUAAUAGGGAGUUGGACUAUGAGGUUAUGCGAACGACAUCACGACGAAGAACACGCCAACCUAUUGAACACCAUGUGGUUGACUGCCAUCACAUUCUUGUCUAUUGGUUACGGAGAUAUCGUUCCCAAUACUUACUGCGGGCGCGGAAUAGCUGUCUGUUCGGGACUUAUCGGCGCCGGCUGUACGGCUCUUGUGGUGGCCGUAAUCGCUAGAAAGUUGGAGUUAUCACGAGCUGAAAAGCAUGUCCACAACUUUAUGAUGGAUACACAGCUCACCAAAAGGCUUAAGAAUGCGGCGGCGAAUGUAUUGAGAGAGACGUGGCUUAUCUAUAAGAAUACUAAACUCACUAAAAAAGUCAAUACAUCGCGAGUGCGGACACAUCAAAGAAAGUUUUUAUUAGCCAUAUAUAGCCUUAGAAAAGUGAAAAUGGAUCAAAGGAAGCUCAUGGACAACGCAAACACCAUCACUGAUAUGGCAAAAUUGCAAAACAAUGUCUAUGAGAUUGUGUCGGAUAUAAAUGCGAGACAAGAGAUAUUAGACGAGAAAAUGAUUUCAAUAGAGGACAGAAUAUCGUUGAUUUUCGAUCAAAUGGAAGCCCUGCCCGACAUAUUGACUAAAAUCAUACAACAAAACUAUAUACAUCAGGCCAUCAGGACUUCUUUGCCCACUUUAGUGGAGAACAUAAACGAGAAAAAUGACUUGAAAUCGGAUUCCAACUAUACUUAUGCCAACACAAACUCCAAUCCAACAGAACAAUCACAAAAGCACACAUUUCUGCACCCGAACGACGCGCAGGCGGGCCGUCCGAGUUGGUCCGUCUCUAACCUCACUUCACCGGCUUCUGGCGGACGACAAUUUCUAACGCCAACGGUUUUGCGGACCAGUUCUGUCGAUACAUGACUUUUCACGCGUUUUGUUUCGCUUACAAAUCAAUAUAUUUGUGAAAUUAAGUCAAACAAAAUCUAUAUUAC